This is a messenger RNA of Pararge aegeria (speckled wood butterfly), 1965 nucleotides long. RefSeq lists its product as uncharacterized. The record is from RefSeq and is a predicted model, not a curated record. Bases 138 to 1871 code for a protein of 577 amino acids. The transcript is spliced from 3 exons. Lineage: Eukaryota; Metazoa; Arthropoda; Insecta; Lepidoptera; Nymphalidae.
UAUAAACUUUCUGCCUGAACUAUUUCCAAAUUUUUAAUUCUCUUUACACUUCCCUGUUGUUUAGUUAACGGGAUGAAUAGUUUUAAAUGUUAUAAUUAAUUUAAGUGAAUAAUAAAGGGAUUAAAAGAGUAUUCAAGAUGGGUGGAUGCAGAUGUACAUACAGAAACUGCAGCGUUAAGACAGAUGGGAAGACACAUAUGUUUCAUUACCCUGUGUUUGAUAAGGUACGAUGUCAUCAAUGGUUGGUAAAUGCCCAGAGGUUGGACUUUCUUGAUCUGAAAGUAUCCCAGUUAAAGAACAGAUGUGUAUGUCAGCAUCAUUUUAGAGAAGAGAACUUCAUGAAUUAUAAGAAAGAAAAGCUAAUUUUUGAUGCAGUUCCAACUUUAAAUGGUCCUUUUUGUGAUCCUAGUAAAUUUGUGGCAUUAGAGGAUCCUAAAGAAUAUCCCAUUCCUAUACUUGUCGAAGAUAUUGAAAAUGACUUUGAUGUUAAUGACAAAAAAUCCAACUUUUCUUUAAAGUAUGGAGAUUUUUUGACCAACAAUGAUUUUGUAGACUCAAGUGCAAGAUAUAAUCGUAAUAAUAUUAAUCUGACCAAAGAUAAUGCUGGAGGAAAAAUCUCCAGUUUGUAUAAAAAUGGCAAAGAUAAAAGAUUUCCUGAACCUCAAAAUACACGACCCACAAGAAAGGUUAAAAAAGGACCAGCUCAACCUACACUGGCAGUUCCACCUUACUCAGAUUUAAGCAAUGAACUUAAAAUGGGAAAAGAACUAAAUUUAGAACAAAACUUAAUUCAUUCUCAUUUAAAUUUAAAGUUUGAAGACAAAAAUUCUGUACCAGAAAAUAUAUGUGCUAUUCCAUUGCCACUAUCGACUGAUGUUACUCCUAAAUCAAUACCAUCUGGAAAGAAACCAAAAGUAACAAUUUUGUCAGAAAAGAAAAUAGAAGAACCCAUAGACAUUAGUACCAUUCAAGGUAAAUUUGAAAUUAUAUCACCAUCUCGUACUUUGACUUUGCCAGAUAAAAGCUCUGUUUUAAAAGUUCCAAGAGAGCCUGAAAUUACACCAAAUACAUUGAUAGUAGAACCUGAUACUAAGCCAUCUGAAAAACUAAAAAUAUUGGAAGUUCUGAAUGUGGAGUUUGAUUCUGAAUUUGGUAAAGGUGGCAAUGUGCAAAAUAAAACGAUUACAGAUAAAAUAGAAAACAUAUUGCCUCAGUCGCCUUAUAAAAAAUCGGCACAGAUAAAAUAUAAAGUGACACCUGAAAGAAGUGCUGCCAUUGAAAAAAAGAGAAAAUUCAAUAUGAAAUUGAAAGAUAUAAUAGAAUCAUGUCUGGACAAACUAGAUGAUCCUGCAAAGAAUUAUUCAAUUUUGCCAAAUCUCACAACACAUCCCAGUUACAGCAACUUCAAAUCAACUCAACCAAACUUUACUUUCAAUGAAGAAAUAAAAUUGCCUGAAAAGCCUGAAACAAAGCUACUUAGAGAAAAUAAUGAUUCAAACUUUGAAGAUAAUAAAGGUUUGCGUACUGUUCAAGAUAGCACAAUUGCUUAUUUAGAAGAGAGGAUGAAAAAAAUGGAAAGUACUUUGUUGAAUAAAAUAGCACAAAACUCACAACAAAUCAUUGAUUUCAAGAAUACAUGGACCAAAGAUUCCACUCAAGAUAAAAAGAAACGUAAAGAGUCUAACAAGAGAAUUGUGUCAACCCAAACUAAUGAAAACGAAAGUUGUUAUAAAAAAUAUUUAUAUCAGGAGAUAUCAAAGUAUUUAAGUCCCAGUUCAAGCAGUAUCAUUUAUGAAGAACUAUUUAUAAACAAAUAUUCAUGUGAAGAAGUGAAUAUACCUUUAACAAGAAAGCGUAGAAAAUGUAUUUGAUUUUUUAAAGUAUUAGUUCUAAGUGUUAUAUCACGAAAUAGUGUAAAAAUAGGAAAAUAAAAGCAAUUAGUUAAAUAAAAUGAUUUAUGAUAGA